Molecule: messenger RNA, 536 nt
Organism: Episyrphus balteatus (marmalade hoverfly)
Lineage: Eukaryota; Metazoa; Arthropoda; Insecta; Diptera; Syrphidae
Product: protein CTLA-2-alpha-like
Exons: 2
Coding region: 26-511 (161 amino acids)
Source: RefSeq, a predicted model, not a curated record
CACUUUUGAUUAAGUUUGGGUUUCUAUGAGCACAAUAGCAACUGUGCAAACUUGUGGGUUUUUUUCUGUCAGUUCAAAUGAAUCAGAUUUUUUUUUUGAAGGUUUGAAGGCCUAUAUAAGCCGAGUGAAAUUUAGAACGAACAUUAAGUCGACUUGUGUUCGUAUACCUUCUCGUAACUUUAAAAAAAUGAAAUUCACUUUGGCAUUAUUGGUUGUUGCAGCCGUUUUUGGUUGUGUUUUGAGUUGCAUUCCUGCAGAUUUUGAUAUAUAUAAGAGUGAGUAUAAUAAGGUAUACGAAUCACCAGAGGAAGAAGCUAAACGCUUAGACAUUUGGUGCGCAAACAUCGACAAAAUUAAUGCUCACAAUCAGCUUUAUAAAGAUGGUAAAUCUACUUUUACACAAGGACAAAAUGCAAUGACUGAUUUGACAUAUGAAGAAUUCUCAAAAAGACUUGGUCUUUCGAUGGGUGGUCGACCACUUCCUGGUCUUGCCGGCUUAGCCAGAAAUUAAUGCAUAUAAUAGAGCAAUUAAAUGU